Molecule: messenger RNA, 2604 nt
Organism: Blepharisma stoltei
Lineage: Eukaryota; Ciliophora; Heterotrichea; Heterotrichida; Blepharismidae
Source: the annotation of a GenBank genome assembly
AUGCUAACUUUCUCCGAUCAGCCAACAAAUUUUUUUAACUCCCCCCCAUCCUUGAUCGAACGACUCGCCAUCGUUCGAUCAAGAAUGGGAGUUAAAAAUUUUUUUUUUUAUAUAUGUUUUAAAUAAGAGGGUUAAGAGUAUUUAAUAAUUUUUUACAGCAAAAAAUUGAAUUAAUUUCAUAAAAAUACCAAUUUUUAAUAUUUUGAUUUCUUGCUACCCCUUUAAACUUUAUAAAUCUUUAAUUUGUUUUUUAUUAAUUUUUGAUUUUUUUUAUAAUUUUAAAGAAUCUCUAUUUUUUAGAUAAUUGAGUUUUUAGCCCAGGUUGAUGACUAAAGCACUUCGGAUGGUUGAUUCUGUAGCUUUCUGUCGUCUCAAAGCCUCUGAAAACAACUUCAUUAGGCACAUCUUCCCAAGCUUUUGAUAACUAAUAUAUUUUUAUAUAUAUAAAAAUUGUCAUGAUAUGAAAAUCGUUCGAUCAAGGAGGGGGUUAAUUUCCCCAAUUUUUAGGAAUUUUUACAGUCAAUAGUUCGAUCAAGGAAGGGGGGGAGUAAGGGUUAGUUAAAAUAUUUGUUUUUAUUUUUUCUAUAUAAAAAAAAGUUACUUGCUCGUUGAUGUUAGCUAUUUUCCACAAAUUAAUAUUUUUCCAACGAGCUCACUAAGGUGAGAAGUAAGGGCUUUCUCGAAUUUUGCUUUAGGCACAUUUUCUAAGCCUUUACUCAAGUCUGUACCGUAUAGAAAUAUUAAUACUAUAGCUCUCUGCAGAUAUUUCAGCAAGCAAACUAUCAAAGUUCCAUCAAUGGGUGAGUCAAUUACUGAAGGUGCUGUUCAAUCUUGGGUCAAAAAAGUUGGAGAUUAUGUGAAUAUGGACGAAAUUGUAGUCGUUAUUGAAAGCGAUAAGCUAAGUCAAGAGAUCAGAUCUCCUGUAGCUGGAGAAAUUGUCGAGCAGCUUGCAAAAGAAGGAGAUGACAUCCCUGUUGGGGCUGAUUUAUUUAUUGUUGAUACAGACAAGGUUAAAUCAGAAAGCGCAGCAAAAGCUGAAAAACCUAAAGAGCAAGCAAAAGAACAACCUAAAGAGCAGCCAAAAGAACAGCCAAAGGUAGUUGCUAAAGAGGAAGCCAAACCUCCAACAAAAGAGCAGCCUAAAACUGAGAAAAAACCAGAAGCCCCAGUAGUGACGAAGCCUAAAGUUGAAGCUCCAAAGGUUACAGGAGAAAGGACUGAAACGAGAGAAAGGAUGAGCAAAAUGAGAAAAAAAAUCGCAGAAAGGCUAAAAGGCGCUCAAAACACCUAUGCUUUGCUUACUCCCCCCUCCGUGAGUGAACAAAACCAUUAGAAAAAUCUCUAUUUUUUGCCCAAAAACCCACCCUCCAUAAAUGAACAAAAAAUUUAUGGAAAAAAAAUUUGAUAUAUAAGUGAUAAUUAGCAUAAUGAAAUCUCGAGCUAAUUCUGUUUAAUUUAAACAAACUGCGUUUUUUAAAACAUAAAUUUUACAAAGUAAAUUAAUAUUUGCUUUCCCAAUUUUUAUAGAAGUGAGAUUUUUAAAAUUUCGAAAAAAAAAAUUAAACCCCUCUCCGGAGUGAACAAAAUUUUUUUAUUCACUCACGGAGGGGGGAGUUAGCACUUUUCAAGAAUGUGAUAUGAGCAGAGCAAUGGAGCUCAGAAACAUCUAUAAAGACGAUUUCCUCAAGAAGCACGGCGUCAAGCUUGGAUUCAUGUCUUUCUUUGUUAAGGCAGCUACACAUGCUUUACUUCAUAGCCCAGUCGCAAACGCAGUAAUUGAUGGAGACGAAAUCGUGUAUAAAAACUAUGUCGAUAUUUCUGUCGCUGUUUCCACCCCUAAUGGACUUGUUGUGCCAGUCCUGAGAAAUUGUGAGCAGAAGUCUUUCGCUGACAUCGAAAAAGAAAUUGCGAGAUUUGCAAAUCUUGCAAGAGAUAAUAAGCUAGCUUUAGAAGAUAUGCAAGGAGGAAGCUUUACGAUUUCCAACGGUGGAAUCUAUGGAUCGAUGCUUGGAACUCCAAUUAUCAACCCACCUCAGACAUCAAUUUUGGGCAUGCAUAGCAUUGAAAACAGAGCAGUCGUGAAGGGAGACCAAAUUGUGGCAAGACCAAUAAUGUAUUUACUCCCCCCCCUUCGAAGUUCGACCAAGAAUUUUUGGUCGAUCUUCGAGCGGGGUUAAGAAAAAAUUUUUUUAAAAAAAAUUAUAUAGAAUUUGUUUUUUAUAUAAUUUAGUAGUUAAAAAAAAAAAAAUUUACCAUAUUCUUCUGUAUGGUUGAGAGGGUGUAAGGGUUAGAAAAAAUAGUGCAAGAUGGUUUUGUAACGCUUUUUUAGAACUUGAAUACAAAAAUCGCAAGCUUACCCCCACAUAGUUUAAAAUUUUUGAAAAAUUGCUUAUUUUCCUAGUAAAUUUAUAUAGGUCUUGGUCGAACUUUGAGGGGGGUUAAUUUCCAAAAAAAUAGGCAUUUUCCCUAUAUCUUGAACUUCGAGGGGGGGAGUUAGCGCUGACUUAUGAUCAUAGAUUACUAGACGGAAAAGAUGCUGUUCUCUUUUUAAGAAGCAUUAAGAUGGCUGUUGAGGAGCCUACAAGAAUUCUUUUAGAUCUUUAA